Thunnus maccoyii (southern bluefin tuna) is the source of this 7827-nucleotide messenger RNA. RefSeq names its product MAM domain containing 2a (gene mamdc2a). Lineage: Eukaryota; Metazoa; Chordata; Actinopteri; Scombriformes; Scombridae. Gene Ontology annotation, cellular component: membrane. Gene Ontology annotation, biological process: nervous system development. The transcript is spliced from 13 exons. The record is from RefSeq and is a predicted model, not a curated record. The coding region runs from base 3467 to 5494 and encodes 675 amino acids.
GCUGUUUAAUAUAAACACUGUCACAUCACAGUGGGGCGGGGCUUCUGGGCUCUGACUUGUUGAGCGGGACAAAGGCACACGCCCCGAUCAGUUAAACUGCCGGAGAGGAAAGAACAAGCACACACAGGAGAAAAAAACAGAGCUAGAGGCAGUAAAACCAGCCAAUAAGAGCAAAGACACAUUUGCCUGGCAGCAGAAUCAACUAAUGGGCCUCUGUCUGGAUUAAAACCAUUUAAUUUGUUAAAUCCUUCGUUUUAAUUGAUAUGUUUGUCAAUUGAUAAAUAUAUUUGUGGCUCUCAAGAAAUGAUAAGCAUGCGUAUGCGUGUUACGAACAGGCACAGAGGGGAAUCUGGGAAAAUGUGGCACUUGUGAAAGUAGGCUGAAUCUCACCUUUUUGGACGAUAGGUAGAAAUAAGUGGAUCAGAAUUGUGUACGCCACAAGCUUCAGUUGAAACGUAUGAAAUCUUGCGAUGCUCCACAGCAUGGCGAGCAUGUGUUAUGUUUCUGACUCUUUGAGACGGAAGCAUUAACACCAUUUUUGCAACAUAUUAGGAAAGAGGCAGAAAAAUGUUUCAGCUACUGGUUUCUCAUUACAUACUGAAAAUACAAAAUACACUUCCAGAAAAUCAAAAAAGAAGAAAAGAAGGAAUUCUGCACCAAAAACUGUCCAGAAUUCAGUUUUAAUAUAUCAUAUCAAUUUCAUGAUCAUUUAUGUACUAUAUGAGACUAAAGACACAAUAAGAUCAAUGAUUUCUGCAGGUAUUUCAAGUCAUCACGUGUGGUUCAGGAGAUAGAGCAGGUCACGUACUAAUCGCAGGGUCAGCACCUUGCAUGGUAGCUUGCUGCUUUGGUAAUGAUACAUUAUAACAGAUGGCUGCAGGCUUGCAUUCCUGCUUUCACAGCCUUGACUCAGAAAGUUGACUUCUUCUGUCACUUCAGAAUGAGUAGUUGUCCUCACAGCUUUUCACUUUUAACUGCGCUAUUGUCCUUAAGAGGGCGUAGACAACGUGUCUGCUGUGAUAAAGAGAGUUUCAUCAGCAGGGGUGGAGCCAGACAUUGUAAACAUUCGGGGCUUAGCCCAAACCUUUUUUUUUUCCAUGUAUGGCAGCUGUAUGCACUAUUUUUGAAGCUAUUCGAGAUAAUAGAAUACCUAAAAAUCUGUACAUCAUUUGGGAAAAAUAUGAUAGUUGCCCAGGAAAAAAUCAUCCUGUAGAGCCUACAUCCUAUUUUGUAUCUAAUUGUUCUCCAUUUGUCUUCAUCAUUCUGAAACCAUAACACAACAAAUGUUGAGGAUGACUCAUUUUCACUCCUGCCACCUAAAAAGAGGCAAAAAUUGUCCGAUACAACUAUUGUUUACCAUUUAACAUAGGCAGGGUAGGAAUUUUCAUAAACAGCAUUACUAAUCUUGACACCUAUUUUUGUUAUACUAUGCUGGAGUAGAGUUCAUAGAAUGAAUGUUUAGCUGACAAAUCUGCUACAUUUAAAUCCAUAAGCCAUAAUAAUCUCGGCUGCUCUGACUGCAAAUUAAGGAACCCCAACAACUUUCCCUGUCCUUUCCUUUUUGCUCUUUUUUUCACUCCUGGCCUGUUUUCACACAUUUCUCCUUUCCUUGUUUCUCCUUGAUGUGUGUCCUCCUCCCUCCUCCUUUAUUUUCUUCACUUUCUCUUUCCGUCUUUUAUUUCAAACUUUAUGUCCAUAGUCCAUAAGCUAGUUAGCCAGCUAGCUAGCAAGCUUGCUCACUGAGGUGACAUGAAUUAAUGAAACACAACACAAAUAAGACAAUAACCCCCCAAGACAAUGUUAGGGCAGACCUAGAUGGUGAUAUUUCCCCAGUAAUAGAACUUGUGCUCCUCUGAUUUGCUUGUCCAGUCAGAGAGACUGAGGGGAAAUGACACAAAGUUAUUUUAAAAACCUAAAAUAUUGAGGGCUUUUGAAAAAACAUGCAGGCCUAGAGCCCAAGAAGUUCAUCAGCUGCUUCUUUUUUAGGAGUUGCUCAUGACAAUGAGAGGAUCCCUCAUUGGCUGCAUCAGUAAAAAUGUAUAAUAUGCAUCCCUUCCAUUUGAAGGGGCACCCAGUUAUUCCUCAUCUUUCAAAACAGCACCUGCAAAACCAACAGGAUGGACAAAGAGAAGGAUUUGGGCCACAACCAAUAACCAAACAGCAGGUUCGUUUGCUUAUUUUUGGACUCAAGUGAUCAGACUUCUGACAUCUCAGUAAAAUGCAUUCGCUACUAUUAAACAUCAGGUGUUUACAAGCGACAGAAAAAGUUUUUGUAAGCUUCUCUUCAGUAUGUGCAGUUAUCAGAUUUGCAUUUGAGCAAAGUACUGUUUGUAGUAGGGUUUUAGGGUUAAAGUUAGAACUGGGUUCAGGUUCAGUUUAGGGUUAGGGUUGGGGUUAGGUAUUUAGUUGUGAUUGUUAAAGUUAGGGAAAAGGCCAAAACACACAGAUGUUGAACUGCGUGCAUCAAAACAGCCACUCCUAUUAUUUUCCAUGUACAACUCCUAGCAGCUAGGGCAGCUAGGUGCUCGCCAGUGACGCUCCGCCCUGCAACACUUCAUGCUACUGUCCUAUUUGCAGCUGUCGUCCAGAGAAAAAGCUGUUUUGUACUUCAAUACAGUGUUGGCCCAACUACAGAUGUUAUUUACUAGUUUGUUGCACACUUGUACCUGUAUCUAAAAGGCAAAAAUUAAUUAAUUGUUGUUAAUCUUAUUUUUUAAAGUUAUUAAUAAAAAUUAGACAACUACAAUAGGCAACUCACCCCUGACAUUUCACUGUCCUGUACUCAUAGAACUGGAGUUAUACCCAGGUUACUACUGCAGUGCAACGCUUCCUAUUGGUGCUAGGGGCGGCACUUGAUGCGUGUCAUGUGACUGUUGGGACGGUCAACAGUCAUGUCAUCAUGUUUUCUUUUUAACAUACUGUUCUCGCUCACUAAAUACUCUAAUUUCAAUCAAGUCUUUUUGCAGUAUUUGCAAUCACUGUUAAGCUCAUGACAAUGAAACCCAACAGUUCUGUCACAGAUAUUUUGAAUAUUAGAUAAUAGUCCAUAAUAAUAACAGCUCCUGUCUCUUACCAUAUGCUUUUCAUUUGAAACAUCUGUAUGACACAGAAAGUUUCACUUACAGUCACUAACAGCAAUCUAAGGGGCAGCAAAACAGAGGUGAGUGUGAAUAAAAACAGUAUUUAUGCUAUAAAGACAAUUAUGAGUGUGGGAAACCCUUUACCAUGUUAUAGUACAGGUGAUCAUACGCCUCCUCUAUGGCCUUUAUUAGUGAUGUUUUUUUUGUCCUUAUAAUUAUUUGAGACUCACCUAUUAUUUGAGAAUUUAGAGAAUUUAUUUUGCCAAUCAAAGCAUUUAUCACAGCAGUAGUGCAGCUACAUUUAACAGUAACAUGUUUGAAUGUGGCAUCUAAUGAAAGAAUCUGUUGUAAGUAAGGUGCAGUGUGGUGUCAGUGAGACUCUUUAAAUGGGUCAAACACACUGGGAUACCAAACCAAAAUAUUGCCUGGAUAGCUGUGUUACCACAGGCGGAGCUGCCAGGCAGGAAGAUGAGGCUGCAGCAGCACUGGCUCAGGGACUAGAGGGAGCCUCGCCUAAAGAGUCAGGCCAUUUGAUAACAGUGGACUCAGCCUUCUUAUAUGACCAGGAACAGGCGGUUCUUGUCAGUCCAGUUCUGGACCAGCAGGAGUGGAGCUGUGUGAGGCUGGUGUACCAGAUUGCUGGACAAGGUUCCCUGCAGCUCCAUCUCAGACCAGACAGUGAUAACUUUGACUACAGGCUCUGGACCGCCAACAAAGCCUCUGACAGCUGGCUCAUUGCUAGUGUGGACCUAGCCAACACGACCACCCCCUACCAGAUUUUAUUGGAAGGUCGACCUGAACGUGGCUCAGGCAACAGUGUGGCCAUCUUUGAAAUCCACAUUGUUCCUGGUUACUGCAUAGAGUGUAAUUUUGAGGAGCAUCAUCUGUGUGGCUACAGCAACAGCUGGAACCCAAAUGUCAACUGGUACGUUGGGGGGAGUAUGACUACAGAGCCUGAGUCUAAUCUGCCUGAAAACCACACCAACAGUAACCGCAGAGGCCACUACAUGUAUGUGGACUCUGUGUAUGCCAAGCACUUCCAGGAAGUGGCCAAGCUGACCUCACCCAUGACCACAGUGCCCAUGGCCGGCUGCUUAUCCUUCUACUACCACCGGGACCAGGAGAGGGGAAACAUAUUCUCUGUUUUCACCAGAGACCAGCUGGGCCACUAUGAAGAGAUCUGGAGACCAGAGGUGUAUACCACCAUGGGCUGGACUCUGGUCGGCAUUGACAUCAAGGCCCCACUCCCCCUGGAGGUGGUGUUCGAGGUAGCAUUUAACAGUGCCAGAGGUGGAUACGUGGCCAUAGAUGACAUCUCCUUUUCUCCUGAGUUCUGCCACACAGACACAGAGCCGACCGUUGACCCCUCCAUAGCCAACUGUGAUUUUGAGAAUGGGCUGUGUCUGUACUAUCAGGAGAGAGCAGAGAGUAAGGUGUGGAGCAGAGUUUCGGUCAAGCCUAAUGCCUACAGGAUAGGAGACCAUACUACAGGAACAGGCUGUUUCCUCCUGGCAGACACUCGUUUCACUUCCAGGCCUGGAUAUGUGGGUCGGCUUCAUGGACCCUUUUUACCAGGGAACCACAAAUACUGUCUGAGGUUCUAUUACAUGCUCUAUGGAUUUAGGAAAGUAGAUAAUGCUCUGGCUCUGUACAUUUAUGAUGAGAACAACGUGGCGCAGGAGAAGGUGUGGAGCCUGGCUUACUCUUCCAGGGCUGUUUGGAAAGAAGUGGAGAUCACCUACAUGAAGCCCAUGGUUUCCAAGAUUGUGUUUGUCAGCAUAUGUAAGAACUUCUGGGAGUGUGGCCUGGUAGCCCUUGAUGACAUCACUGUCAGCCUGGGGGACUGUCAAAUCACAGCAGGUUCCCUCCCAGGCCAGUGUAACUUUGAAAGUGGAGUCUGUGGAUACAUCCAGGAUAAGAAAGAAGACAACGCCGACUGGCUGCGAGUCCGAGGAUACACGCCCACCUCCUACACAGGACCCAGAGGAGACCACACCACUGGGGUGGGUUAUUUCAUGUACAUCGAGGCGUCACUCAUGCGUCCAGGUCAAAAAGCUCAGCUGUUGACUUCUGACCUGCGGGGCUCCUCCACUCCUCAGUGUUUAAUCUUCUACUACCACAUGUAUGGAUCUGGCACCGGCAUACUGAGCGUGCUCCUGCGCCACGGCAGCAGAGAGCAUGACGUACUGCUGUGGAGACGGCGUGGUGAGCAGAGCGUCAGCUGGAUAAGAGCAAUGGUGGACUACCACUGUAAUGUCCGACACCAGAUUAUAUUUGAAGCCAUCCGAGGCCCAUCACUACGAAGUGACAUGGCUAUCGAUGACAUCAGUUUUAGAAGGGGACCAUGUGAAGAUCCUGGUGACACUAUUUCAUACUCAGGCUUCUCGGAGUACUUCAAUGAGAUUGAGAACUGAUACUGACAGGAAGCCUUUCUGUAUAAAUGCUUUUUCGGUUCUCAGAACUUGGCUGGGUGACUUUCAGAGGUGCAAAUGUGACAAUUUACAAAGUCGUAGAGUGAUGCUUAUGUUGCUGCCAGGACCUCCACCACACUGCACUGCUGUCUCUCAUCUCUUUCUAAUUCUCAGUGUUUCUCUCAUUACCCUUCAAGAUACAUGAAUUGUAUUGUAUCAUUAUUUCUAACAAAUCUUUAUUUUUCCUUAUGACAUAAUUUAACAGUCACGCCUCAUUUGCAUGACACUCAAUUACACAAUCACAAUCAAGUGUUAAGACUUUGUCACUUAUUUUCUUUGCAAUUGGUGAUUUGAAAAAAACAGAGAUAUCAGUUAAAAAGCACCAUUGCUGCGUUCAUUCAUUCACAGCCCAGGUUCAGGAGACAAAUUCACAAAUACACAUAACUGUAAAUGGAAACUCGCAUUGUGGAGUAUGAUGACGUCAUCCUAGGACAAACACUUAUAUUAUUUUUCCCCCGAAGCUCUCAUAUAAUCUUGUGACAGUGGAACAAUGGACACACUAAACAAGGGGAACACAGGGUAGUAUAUAACAAUAUGAAGUUUGUUUUCAGGCUUACAUGCUUGUUGUCUAUAAUUCUGUAUUCUUAGACGGUAUAUGUCUCGCUUCAGCUGACACAUAAAUCAAAUGUCGGCCCAUUUGCAUUUUACUAGGAACUAGAGAAAACCUGAAUAUUUCUUUGGUCCUUUCAUUGGUGGUUACUUACUAAAUUAAAAUGACUAGUAAUAUCAGAGACAAAAAGAGUCUCAAACACUGAACACUGAAAGUUGCUAGGCAGAGACAGAGUGAUCUGAUUGGUGUGCUGUUUUGCCAAUAUCAGACAUUUUUGAUACCCAUGGAACUUUCUCAAUGCACUUGUGGGAAUAGGAAUAGCUGAUGCCAACCUUGGGGUGACCUCAUCACAGCAGGUUGGUGACAGGACCAUGCGCAGUGUGCAUCCCUGUAAGAUUGCAAGCUGGACUACUGAGUGGCAUUCAGAUAAUACUGCCUAUCAAGCCAGUGGAGUCGGCCAAUAAAGAGUAUCUGCUAUUUGCUCAGGUAAGAGGAUUUAAAGGCAGCUUAAAGGUAUGUUAGGUCAGUGCAAGAGAAUGGCGUCACAGUCUGAUACGCACUGCAGGGUGUAAUGGCGGGUCAAAAAAUAAUUUAACAUGAAUACUGGGCUUCCAUAGGAAUGCUGACCCAAUGUUUGGCACUUUUCACUGUGCAUUGAUAACUGACAGUUUGACAUGAGCCCUUUUGAGACACAACUUAAAAAUAAAGAAUACUAAAAGUUAGUAUUGCUGUUCUGUAAAUUCAGGCAAAUUUUAAAAAGAAUUGUCCAAAUCUGUGCAGUCUGUGUUAGUGUCUAGUGUUGGUCAAAGUCCCACAUUUGCCAUAAUUCAGCUCAAUCGCAUCGUUUUUUACCAUCUUUCCUCCAGACACUCGCCGCGUGGUACACCCAUGUCUUUCAAACUCUAUAAUAAUAAUUAAAAAUAUGUAAACUUUCUACAUGAGGAAAAGGGUAAACUGUUGUAAGAAAGGCCUGUUUGCCAGGUGUCCCAUACCACAGAAAAAACAAGGAACCCCUGGAAGUGUUUUAAUAUAAAACUGAUGUGUUGAGUUUGCCUUUACAGCAAACAAAAGCAAAAGCAAAUGAACACAGCAAAGGAGAGAAAACCAGAAAACAGGGAGGAUACUUGAUUAAACAGAUUAAAUAUACAGUGGAAACUAGAAAGCAAACAUGGUUUGUCAUAGUCUGUCUCAAAUAAUGUUUUCUCUGCGUUCCAGGUGAAUUAAGGCUCUGCCAACUGUACUAUUACACAAAACUACACUUGGCGCUACAAGAGAAUUGUUAAAUCUGCAGUGGUGUAUAAAGUGAGAAAAAGCAUGUUUACUGGAGCUUAGAGGUAAUGACAAUCCCACUUUGGUUUAUUUCUAUGAGAAUGCAAUAUUCUAUAGUGUCCAGAAAUCAUGUGAAAAGACCCAAACCAACAAUGUUAGUCCAUCUUUCAAUACUGUUCGACUUCACCACCCAGUCCGUGUCCAUUGGGGCCUUCUGAAGAUGUAAAUCUUUAAAAACAGCUCAAAAAUAUAUAGUUUCAUUUUUUAAAAGGCUCAGUAAUUUCCUAUAACAAUAUAGUGUAAAACAUUAGUCAAAAAGGAGAAAUAGUGCAUUUGUUGGCAAUUAUUUUCCGUGUCCGAGUAAUCCACAUUUGUUCUACUGAGUAUUUCUGGCAGCAGGAUGGUGUGUGGAGGAUUGAGUGAAAAUAAACUACAGUGUAUGUGUUCAUGGUAACGA